UUUCCGGUUUCCCUUCGACGGUUGCAGGUCACUCCCUCCCCGCUACCAGUGUACUCGCAUAUAAACACAACUCUGGACGGCUCGAAUCAAUACGGAGCUACUCUGCGACUUAACGCGGACCCACUGGCUUCCCCCUUUCGCCAUCUUUGCCAGUUCAAAGUGUUUAGUUUGCGGUUGUUUACAGGAACCGCCGUGUUUACGUCACGCAGAAGAAAAGCGGCGGAAGGAAAUGGCCAGCUGAGUGUUGGAAAAGCCUUCAAACCGACUGCUGGGCCCUGCUUUUUUUGUAAUGAUUGAUAAACGCUUCGACUAUGGCACUGAAGUAUCUAGAUACGAAUCAGCAAAAAACAGGCCAAGGGGAACGAGUUUGUCCUGUUUCAUAGCACAGGUUUUAUAUGACUUCACUGCGGAGCCGGGAAACAAUGAGCUGACGGUGAAAGAGGGUGAAACGGUCACUAUCACCAAUCAGCACAUUGGUGGUGGCUGGAUUGAAGCGCAGAACUCCCGAGGGGAUGUGGGACUGGUGCCUAUAGACUACGUAGAGCUCAACAAAUCGGCCCUCCCGUCGUUCCCCGCGGCAGGAACCGCCGCGCCGGCCGCCGGCGUCGGGAACAUCGUCAAUUCGGAUCUCUCCUUCUUUGACGCCUUUGCCCCCACAUCGACGCAGCAAAACCAGGUGGACACUAGGCGCUUGAGCCCCCAGCCCGACACCCCUGAUACCCCAGUUUCCCCCUACUUUACUUCCCCCGAUGAGGCCAACAGCAAUGGCAACGAUCCCUGGUCUGCGUGGAACGCGGACCCCUCGGCGGGCGCCUCCAACAACUCGGCGUCCAAUCCGGACGGCACCCAGACUGGCAGGGCGGCCGCGGGCGACUCCUGGGGCGUCGCCGCUCAGGGUCACCCUCAGGCCUACCAGGGUCCAGACAUCUACCCCUAUCCUUACCUUAUCGAUUGCACAGGAGCUGAAGACGACGAAUGGGACGACGAGUGGGACGACAAGUCCACCGCCGGUUACGGCGAGGUCGAAUCGGGAGACGGCAACGCCAUGCAGCGAGGCGGCGCUCAUGCGUCAAUGAAACUCAAGUUUCCUGGGUUCUCAAAGUCUGGUCCCGAGUUGUACCUCCUGUGCAAGCAGAUUGCAAAGGGCAAGGACAAGCUACCAAUUUAUAUGGGCGAGGUUGGCCCGGUGUGGCUUUACCCGGAAUCGCAGCUGGACUGUGUGGUGGCCGACCCCAAGAAAGGCUCCAAGAUGUACGGCCUGAAGAGCUACAUCGAGUACCAAAUCACACCCAACACCACGAACCGACCCGUCAAUCACAGAUACAAGCACUUUGACUGGCUGUACGAGAGGCUCCUGGACAAAUUCGGCUCGGCCAUUCCCAUCCCGUCCUUACCGGACAAGCAGGUAACAGGGCGCUUUGAGGAAGAAUUCAUUAAGAUGCGAAUGGAGCGGUUGCAGGGCUGGAUGAGCAGGAUGUGCAGGCACCCAGUCAUUGCCAGCAGUGAAGUAUUUCAGCUGUUCCUCACGUAUAAGGAUGAGAAGGACUGGAAAACUGGCAAGAGAAAAGCAGAAAAGGACGAGACGGUGGGAGUGAUGAUCUUCACCACGAUCGAGCCUGAAGCCGCCGACUUGGAUCCUAUCGAAGUGGAGCAGAAAUGCGAGCAGUUCAACAGGUUCACCAAAGCAAUGGACGACGGGGUGAAGGAAAUCCUCACCGUGGGCCACGAGCACUGGAAGCGCUGCACGGGCCCUCUGCCAAAAGAAUACCAACGAAUCGGUAAAGCCUUCCAGAACCUCUCCUCGGUGUUCACCAGCAGCGGCUACCAAGGUGAGGAAACGCUGACUGACGCCAUGACGGCCGCAGGGAAGACCUAUGAGGAAAUAGCGCAGUUGGUAGCGGAGCAGCCCAAAAAGGACCUCCACUUCCUCAUGGAGACCAACAACGAGUACAAAGGUUUGCUUGGAUGCUUCCCGGACACCAUUGGCGUCCAUAAGGCCGCCAUUGACAAAGUGAAGGAAGGCGACAAGUUGGUGGCCACCAAUAAAAUCACCCCUCAGGAAAAGGUCACCAUGGCGAAACGAGUCAGCACCAUGUCUUACGCGUUACAAGCUGAGAUGAACCACUUCCAUAGCAACCGUAUCUACGACUACAAUCGCGUCAUGCAGCUCUACCUGGAAGAACAAGUCAAGUUUUACGAGACGAUCGCUGCAAAGCUGAGACAGGCUCACAGUCAGUUCACGACAAUGUGAACGGAACUGUCAUGGUACGGCCGAAGAAGUCCACAUCCCAAAUUUUCCCUCGUACUGCCGCUUGCGUCUCUCUCUCUCUCUCUCUCUCUCUCUCUCGCUCUCUCGCUCUCUCUCGCUCGCUCUUUUUUGAUUCACUUUUCAUCCCUCCUCAUCCCUUAGACGGAUUUUUUUAGCGCGAAACGGCGUUCAAAAUGGAAAGGCCCAGCGCUGAUUGCAGAUGAUGACACGCAAUUAUUGUUCCCGUUUUUUUUUCUUUCUUUUCAAAGAUCUGCGGGCUGGUAACGGGAACAAAACACGCAAAAAACGCAAUUCACACAACUGAGAAAAUAGCCGUGACACUGUAGGCGCUUAAAAAAAAAAAAAAAACACCUCCAAUUCAGAACUCAGCAAAUUUAUCGCGGAAACUACUCGGUGCCUUUUCAUAUGAAUGUGUAUAUUCGAUAUGUUUUUGGCGUCGCAUCCCUCGAAGGAAACAACGUGUGCGCGUUUGUGUGUCCGCCGCCUCCUUUCUUCCUGCACUUCCUGUUUAGAUGACGGAAGCGCCGCCCCUUCCAGUCCUCUACCCACGUGCCUUGCUCAGUUGAACUGGGGGGGGAAACCAAAAAAAAAGAGAGCGAG
This is a messenger RNA of Hippocampus comes (tiger tail seahorse), 2869 nucleotides long. It is a transcript of the gene snx9b, whose product is annotated as sorting nexin 9b. Bases 290 to 2251 code for a protein of 653 amino acids. Lineage: Eukaryota; Metazoa; Chordata; Actinopteri; Syngnathiformes; Syngnathidae. Gene Ontology annotation, molecular function: protein binding; phosphatidylinositol binding. The transcript has 21 exons. The record is from RefSeq and is a predicted model, not a curated record. Gene Ontology annotation, cellular component: cytoplasmic vesicle; plasma membrane. Gene Ontology annotation, biological process: mitotic cell cycle; cleavage furrow formation; endosomal transport.